AUGGCGACAAGAUAUGUCGGAGUACAUCGCGAUCCCCAAAGACCAGGCGACAAUCGUCCUACAGCUGCGCAAAUUAUCAAAGACGAGGGGAUUGAGAACAAAUGGACUGAAAAACUUGUUAUGAUUACAGGCUGUUCUUCCGGCCUGGGAAUAGAAAUCGCGAGGGCUCUCUCUGCGACAGGUGCUACAUUAUAUCUGACAGUCCGGGAUAUGGAGAGGGGCAGAGACGCUCUUGCAGAAUUGCUAGCAGCUUGCCCAGACCGGAUUCAUCUACUGCAAUUAGACCUCAGCUCGUUGGAAAGUGUACGAGCUUGCGCCCGGGAAUUCUUAGCCAAAUGCGUCCCACUAAAUGUCCUGGUGUGCAACGCUGGUGUUCUUAACACUCCGGAAGGCAAGACUGUGGAUGGGGUUGAGACCCAGCUUGGUAUCAACCAUCUUUCUCACUUUCUCCUUUUCAACCUCUUGGCACCAAAAUUGUCAGAAUCAUACAUACCGGGGUCCAAUUUCAAAUCCCGCGUGGUUUUCCUGUCUUCAAUGGCUCACCGGUUUGGCUCCGUUAAUUUCGACAAUAUCAAUCUAGACGGGAUUUAUAACCCUGGACAAGCGUAUUUCCAAAGCAAGACAGCCAAUAUAUGGACUGCCAACGAAAUUGAGCGUCGCUACGGACCAGCUGGAAUUCACGCAUGGAGUGUUCACCCUGGCGGCUCAGACACUGGCUUGCAUAGACACAUGUCAAAGGAAAGGCAGGAGCAACUGGCGCAGGAUGAAAGACUGGCGGCAGUUUUCAAAAGCCCUGCGCAAGCAGCUGCGACACCGGUGUGGGCUGCUUGUUCUAGUGUAUUGGAGGGCCGAGGCGGAAUGUAUCUCGAAGAUUGUCAAAUUAUUGGGAGAUGGGAUCCUAAGGAUGGUCCAUGGGCACCGGGAUACGCCCCUCAUACUUAUGAUCAGGUCUCGGAAGCUAAAUUAUGGACAAUUUCAGAGCGAAUGGCCGGGUUGUCGCCGGAAUGA
This is a messenger RNA of Clonostachys rhizophaga, 1008 nucleotides long. The record is from the annotation of a GenBank genome assembly. Lineage: Eukaryota; Fungi; Ascomycota; Sordariomycetes; Hypocreales; Bionectriaceae.